This is a messenger RNA of Bombyx mori (domestic silkworm), 2421 nucleotides long. RefSeq lists its product as uncharacterized. Gene Ontology annotation, biological process: positive regulation of Notch signaling pathway. NCBI's taxonomy places the organism in Eukaryota, Metazoa, Arthropoda, Insecta, Lepidoptera, Bombycidae. Gene Ontology annotation, cellular component: nucleus. The coding region runs from base 356 to 1669 and encodes 437 amino acids. The record is from RefSeq and is a predicted model, not a curated record. The transcript has 3 exons.
UGACAUUUCUUGUCACUUGAUACUUGAUCACGCAAAGGGAUAUUUCAUUAUUCUUUACAUCCUUUUUUUUUGUACACAACAAACAAACACUGAAGCCAAUGAAGCCAUAUCUGUAGCGAAAUGAUUGAAAUGAAGCCGCAAGUUGUUGUGUAAACUCUCAAUAAAGCAGUGCGAAUUUAAUAAGAGUUCAAUUUUUUUUUUAACAGAAGCCAUGUGAUUUAGUUACAUUUACCCACGUUGUGCUUACUUUCAUUAACGCUAAACUGCCAAUAAGCUACUAGAAACAUUAUGUACUGAGGUAAUUUGUGGUUGAAUUAUUGGGUAUAUUAAAAAGAAAACGAGGUUUGACAUCAAGAUGAUAGAACCGUGGAAUGAUGCUAAUCUUCAACCACCACCGGUUAAUACAUGCUCAAGUGAAACUAGUGCAGAUGUCAAAGAUUUACGGCAUAUCUGCAAUAAUAUUAUAUUGAUAUUGUCCAGACAGUCACCAUUACAUAGAGAAGGGGCGGUUUUCUCUAGACUUGUGUAUAAAUAUGACAAGAAGUUUCGACACGAUAUCGGCUACAGAUACUUUAAAAAAGUCAACAUUGGACUGAAGAGGUACUUGGCAAUUAAACUAUUAAAAGACAUAGAAAAUUUUGUUGGUAUUCUUCCAGAAAAAAACAAUGAUUAUUUACCUACUCGACAAAUGCUAGAAUAUAUUUUGGUUAGGUUAAUGACAUUCUCUAAGAUUAUGGUGAGAAUAUGUAUAUGUACAAAGCAGGCAGCAAUAUUUUAUUUGAAUAGAGUAAAGAAUGGAGAAAGUUACUGGAUGUCUUUAACGCCAUAUGCAUUGUUGAGCAGAAUUUGGUCAUUAAGUUUGGUUCUUACUAAACAUGCUGUUAGAUGGUACAACUCUUUACACCAGUAUGUAAACCAGUUACAAAUAAAAGGUUUGAAUUUCUUACCUGAAAAUUACACAUUACCUGACAAUUUAGAAUUAUGGCUCAAUAUGAAAAAUUUAGAUUGCUUUGGAAGAUUUGAAUGGUCUCAAAAACAUGGUGUUGAGAUUGACUUAUCGUUAGAUGAUGACAAUGAUAUUGGUAUAUUUGAGAAUUUACUUGGUCAUGUAAAUAAACUCUGUGAAGAUAAUCAAGAAAUAGAUUUAGGAUUAACUGUAAAUGAAAAGAGAGAUACUCAGCAAUUAGAUAUAGGUGAAACCAAAAUUGAUCAUGGUGAGGCAGUUUCUAGAGAUACUUUCAACAUGUUACUCAAUUGCCAAACUAAAAAACAAGCUAUAGUUUGUAAGCAUGAUAUUAAUGGUAUAAAAGAUACACCAACAUUGGAAACUUUUUUACACAAAGAAGAAAUAUACAGAAAUGAAAAUAAUGCAAUGUCUUUAACAAACCAUUUGAGUUUUAUGCAAUGGGAAUCAUUGAAAAGGGCAUUAAACAAUUUGCGUAAUACAUCAGGAAACAAGAACAUUGAAAAGAAAAUAAAAAAUAUCUGGAAAGAAAAAUGCUGUUGGAAAGAAAAAAAAACUUAUAGAUGGCCAAAUAAUAUCAUUCUCCAAACCCUCCUAAUCUUUUCUGUUGCUACUGCAAGGACUGUUUUUAUUAUGACUGGCAGUUCAGGUGGAUAUCACUGUUCAGACACGGUGAUUCCACAGAUAUGUCUGUAUGUAUAUUAAAUGAGUUUAAUGUAAUUUUAAUAAACCUUCACAUAUUUCGUUCUUAUCAUAGUUUCACUUCCUAGUAUCGAUUUAAACACCAUUUAACCAACAUACACAACGCGUUACAUGAGGUAAUACAGGCGUGAUAUAUGAAGAAAACUGUUACUAUGUGCUUUAUCAAUCAAUCAUUUUAGUGGUGGUAGGAACUCUUGUGAGUCCGCGCGGGUAGGUACCACCACCCUGCCUAUUUCUGCCGUGAAGCAGUAACGCGUUUCGGUUUGAAGGGCGGGGCAGCCGUUGUAACUAUACUUGAGACCUUAGAACUUAUAUCUCAAGAUGGGUAGAGCACUUAUGUCGUAAAUGUUUAUGGGCUCCAGUAACCACUUAACACCAGGUGGGCUGUGAGCUCGUCCACCUAUCUAAGUAAUAAAAAUAAAAAAAACGUUUUCAUAAUAUUCUCGGAUGUUUUAAAUCGAACUAGUUAUUAAUCUACAAACCGUCAAGUUGUUUUCCUAAAUUAGUUAAAUUCGAAGCGACAUCGGCAAAGUCGAUGGCAGCGGCUCGGGUGACGUCACCGGGUUCCGGCACCGGCAGCACGCAGGUGGCCGACAACGCGCCGCCCGUACAACGCAUGUACGUGCGAACUAUGAAGUGCAAUAACGUCACGUUCGAUUGCUUCGACUAAAAAACACAAAAACAAAGUUUUUAGUAUAGCAACACUAAAACAAAAAUAUCAAUUUGAGUUAUUUAAUUCAAAAAUAUUUAAUUAC